Molecule: messenger RNA, 4108 nt
Organism: Hydractinia symbiolongicarpus
Lineage: Eukaryota; Metazoa; Cnidaria; Hydrozoa; Anthoathecata; Hydractiniidae
Exons: 9
Coding region: 107-3910 (1267 amino acids)
Molecular function (GO): DNA-binding transcription factor activity; zinc ion binding
Source: RefSeq, a predicted model, not a curated record
CAGUAAGAUUCAAAAGCGGUGGGACACAACAAACAAAGUACGAGCGCGUGAACGAACUGAACUGAAGUGACAAAGAAAGAAAGCAAGACAAAGCUUUUAUUAGGAAAUGGAAGAUAAAUCAUUGCCCAUCAACAAGGUGAGAACCGAAAACUUGCAGAAAGACUAUAAUGAUGAUUCUACAGAGUCUACAGUAGCAACAGUGGAAAGUAAGGAAAGAAAAACUGCUACAGACGAGAUUACUAGUGUUUUUCUUAAUGAUGUGCAUUGUGUAGAAAAGGGUAAAAAGCUUCAAGAUAUAAACGAAGUGGUACCUAACAGUACACUGCUCAAUAAAAUCACAGACAAUCAAGAAAGAAUAAAUGCAUCAAAUCAAUCACUUACUUUUAAAUCUGAUGAUGCAUCUUCUUUUAAACCUGGAGAAAUCUUUAUGGUAACGUCAUAUGAAGAACUUAAAAAACUUCUGGAGAAUUAUUAUGUAUCAACUUCAAGUGUAUUUGUCACUGUUCAAAAAACAAAAGAAUUUGGUUGCGAAGGGUCGGUGAUAGAUUUUUCUACAAAAAGAAUUUCUUGGCAAGAUACGCAAAAGCCACACUUUUGUCGAAAUGGUUUCGAUAUCCCGUUUGAUGGGGUUCCACGUAUAAAUGUUGGGAACUUCUAUCUUAAUUGUCAAUAUGGUUCCGAUAUGUGCGCGACAGCCAAGUCAAGAAGAAGGGAAAAGAGAAGAUCAAAAUUGGAAAAAGAAAUAGAAAAUGGGAAAGAUGUAGUUAUCAAAAUGCGAAAACCAACUCCUAGUAAAAAGUGUGGCUGUCCAGCUAAAAUUGCUGUGAAGCAAAUUGCCAGGUUCCCAGAAUAUAAAGUUUCUAAGAAUACUAAUCGAAGACUGCGUGAGUCCUCAGACAGAUUAAAAAAAGCACUUUUAACUCACAAGGAAAGUGUUUGCAUCGAGUCAUUUUACAUAGGAAAACUUCCUGACGCAUGCGAACAUAAAUUUCACGAGAAGUUGCAGGGUGGAAAAUUCUUCAAGGAGUCCAUCCAUCCUGAUAUUGUUACACACAUAGAAGAACUUUUUAUGCAGAACUAUUCUAACGAUAAGAUUAAAGCAGGCUGUCUAGAUUUUGUCCUAAAUAAACUAUUUUAUAAGCAGAAGCCUCCCGACGAAACUAGAAGAAAAUAUAAUCCUACGGGUAAAGACAUAACGAACAUUAUCGCACGAAUGCGAAGAUUGUGCCAUUGCUCAGAAGAACAGAAAAAGAGAAUUUCUGAUUUUAUUGAACAAGCCAAAGUCGAAGAUGAGUUCUUAAAUGCAUGUUUUGAUGUCAAAUACCAAGAUAGUCAAGAAGUUGACGCAGAGUCAUCAGAGGACGAGUUCUUUGAACCUGAUUCUGAUGGAAAAAAAACUAAGAGAAAGAAAAAACCCAAGAAACCCGAAAGUAAAAAACAAACAUUUUUAUUCUGCUGUCAAACACAAAAACAACAGCGUCUGUUGAAGAGAUACGGUGGGAUAGUAUUUGUUGUUCGUGUGGAAAAUAAAAGUCGUGCAGCACCUUUUCACAUGUACAAUAUACUUGUUCAAACCAAUGUUGACUAUCAAACUGUGUGUUCGAUGAUUGUGAGUAGAGACAAUCAAGAUGGCGUAAAGGACGGUAUGACUUUGUUGAAAGAAUGGAACACAUACUGGAGCCCAAAAUAUUUUGUUGUGGAUAGCGUCGAAGAGAUAUACAAUGCUAUUGAUGAUUUAUUUCCAGAAGCAUCGUACUUUUUGAAUCCUCAAUCUUGCGAAGACAAAUGGAUGGACUUUUUAAACACACCUUCAAACGAACUAGCUGAUCAAGCCGAAGAAGUGAUGGCCUUCUUGAGAAAUAUGGCGUACUCUACCACAGAAGAUUCUCUGACAAUCGCAGCAGCACUUUUUGAGGGUAGUAGUGCAUGGAAUAAUUCGUCCAAGUUGAGGACAUGGUUUCAAACAACGUGGUUGCAUAUGGCUAAGAAAUGGGUAUUUGGUUACCGUCCAGAAGACUUGUUAAUUACAAACCAUUGGAAGGUGAGUCCAAACGAGUGCGUAAAAAAGUACGAACAAGCAUUAGUAGAGGUGACACAUACAAAGUAUUGGUUGGAAACUGUUAUUAAAAGCGUAUGUACAAAGAUUUCUGAAGAUGAUUAUAAGGAGUACGUCAACCGAAAUAAAGAGCUUUAUUUGACAAGUAAAGAGUUUUAUAGAGAUAACCCGAUAUCAAGUUGUUACCAAGGCGUUCCCAUGGCAAUAUUACCUCAUGUCUACGAUGUCGGUGUAAUUGCUCAACAAAAUAAAUUUGAAAUUUCAGAUAAUCAGUUAGGUCUCUUUACUGUAAAGUAUGAACCUGAAUUUUUUGACAUUGCUGAUGUUAAGAAAUUGGAAACAACCGCUGAUCAACCUGGCAAAGGGUCUGGCACGUCUCCAAAAGCGGAUGCUACUAUAGAUGGCAAGAUUGAAGAGUUGAGCAAAGAUGUUUUACAAUCUGGAGAGUUUACUGUUUCAUUUGGUGAUUUAUGGAACUAUCCGUUUUGCACAUGUUCGUACUGGCAAAUGUAUAAACUGCCGUGCGUUCAUAUGUUUGCAGUUUUCUGUGAAGUACCUGAUUGGAAAUAUGAUAUGUUGGCUCCAUUAUAUCGUUUUGCAAAUGUACUUCAUUUCGAUUAUUCUUGUGUAGAUACAGAAAUUGACAAUAAAAGUUCUUCUUCUGAUGCUAGUUGUCAAACCACAAUUUCGAGUCCGUCGGUCGAGAUUCAAAAAGAUUUUAAUGAGGAUAAUCUGUUCAUCCGUCCUCCAUUCAUUGACAAAAACUUUCUUCAGCAAUGCAACGAAUUUUUGCUGCAUUUUGAUAAAUUAGCAAUUCUGUUCAAGGAUAAAAAACUGUAUAAAACGUUACGUCAUGAACUUCAGUCUUUAAAAAACGACCUGUUGUCGAAUGCAGUUAGUAAGAAAAAUCCAUUUGAAGUUUUAACUGUGAAACAUGAUUUUUCAAAUGAUAUAAAAUGUUCUUCUUCGCACGUGUCUCCUGUAUGUGUUACAAAGGUGAAGAAAUCUACAUUUUCUGCGACGCAAAUGAAAAUUGCUGCAAGUAAAAAGAAUGUUGCAGUCGUGAAAGUGGCACAGGGUGAUGACGUCAAUAGCGUGUUAGACGCACUUGCUCAAGCAAAUCCACGCAAAAGUUUUCAGGUAUAUAGAGAAGACGCCGCUAAAGAACUUCUUUCAGAGAAUUCAGCUGCAACCAAAUUGAGUAGCAAAACACUUACACAACAAAUUUCAGAACUAACUCCAAUUCUAUCAAAAGUUUCUGCCAUAUCAGUUGAACGGAAUUUAAAACGCACCAUAAGUGGUGUCAAGGCUGCAGGUAAUACAUCUAAGAAGGAGAGUGCAGGAUGUAUAUCAAACGUACCUAAGAAAUUACAACUAGCGCAAGUGAAAACAACCAAAUUUGCUGCAAAAAGCACAAGUAGUGGUAUAGUAGGAUCAAAAACUUCCGAUAAAAUAUCUGUUUGUUCACCCAUUUUGUCAGUGAAUAGCAAUCUCACUGAGGGUAAAGAUACUACAGUUAAAAAUCCAACUAUUGCAAAGGAUGUCGGUUCUUUACUUGGAGUGUGUACAAGUCCUGUCUCAUCAUCAAUUGUCAGCAACAAGAAAACCCACACUUCCCGCACGCUGGCAGUGAAGUUAGACGCUCAUUCUUCUAUUCCAAUAACUUUGGAGAAAAGCAAACCACGUCCUUCGAAAAACUAUCCCCGUAGUUCGGUAGUUGUAAAAUCUAAGUCACAAUCAGGCCAUGUUUCAGAUCGACAAAGUACAGACAAACGAACCUUAUCACCUAAAAGAAAAAUCAUUUCCGUGAUGGAUUAUUUACCGAAUUUUAAGAAAAAAUGUCCAGACAUAUGAAAAUCGCUAUAAGAUGAAGUUUCCAAAACAUUUUUAAGUUCCCAAAUUGGAGAACUAUUUAACUAUUUUUUGAUUUUAUAUUUAUUCCAAUGAGAAUGUAGAUAUACGAUAACGGUUAUGUGAAAUAGUUUUGAUGUAUUUUUAUUGUAUAUAUAAUUUGAAAGAAAAACUUUUCUAAGUAAGGUCACUACAAUGCAA